Ceratitis capitata (Mediterranean fruit fly) is the source of this 1679-nucleotide messenger RNA. It is a transcript of the gene mtTFB2, whose product is annotated as dimethyladenosine transferase 2, mitochondrial. Bases 175 to 1524 code for a protein of 449 amino acids. The record is from RefSeq and is a predicted model, not a curated record. Gene Ontology annotation, biological process: transcription initiation at mitochondrial promoter; rRNA methylation. The transcript is spliced from 5 exons. NCBI's taxonomy places the organism in Eukaryota, Metazoa, Arthropoda, Insecta, Diptera, Tephritidae. Gene Ontology annotation, cellular component: mitochondrial matrix. Gene Ontology annotation, molecular function: mitochondrial transcription factor activity; rRNA (adenine-N6,N6-)-dimethyltransferase activity.
CACUACUACUAGUCACCGCUAAGUGACGCAUGCAUCGCUUCCAAUUGCAUUAUUUUGUGCCUUUUUCUUUUAAUUUUAAUUCGUAAAUAUUAUUUUUGCAUUUCAAAAAAAGUCCUCUGUUUUGUUAGUGAACACAUGCAUUUUAAUUUUUAUGUGUAAAAACAGUCGAGAUAAAUGGCUUUUUCUGAGAUAAUGUUACAUUUUCGUCGCUUUGUUCUAAAAGGCUCUUCACCGCAUGCCAAUCUUUUUCCUGAUAAGUUAUUCCACAAAAAGCAGAAAGUACCUGCACAACUCUAUGUAGCCGAAACGCAUUUGGCGGAUGAAAUAAACAAAUCUAUUGAACCUUUUUUGCAACAAACAAAAUGUGACACAGCAAUUGAAAUGAAUCCUGGUAUUGGUUUAUUCACACGUAAACUAUUGAAUCGCGAUGAGCGUUUACGUAAAAUAGUACUAGUAGAGGUUAUGGAUCAUUUCCUACCCACACUCGGUGAAUUGCAUGCAAUGUAUCCAGAGCGUGUCAAAGUGAAACACAACGACAUAGUGGGCCUAUGGAGGUUAGCAUAUCAAGACAGAAUGGAUCAUGGCACACGCGUUGCUGAGCUUUUAUCUGAUCUGCCUAAGCACGAAUACACCGAUGAACCAACGGCUUUAUUAUUUGGCGCUGUUGGCUGCUAUAACUUUUUCAAACACCUUAUAAAUUCAAUUAUCUUCCAAAAUGGUAUUUUCAGUCAUGGUCGUUUUGAAAUGUAUCUUGUUGUACCACCACCCAUUUUCAUACAUUUGACCUGCAGCAACGACAUUGGAUACAUGAUUUAUAGAUCGACUUCUAUGCUGUUUCAAAUGUUAUUCGAGUAUCGUUUCAUUACUCGUUUACCACGAGAACAUUUUUUACCCAAUCAAGGCCAAAGAAAAGUGGUAAAAGGUGCACGUUUAACAAAGGUGACAUCUAUUAAUCCAGAGUACUUGUAUUUGGUAAGAAUAGUACCACGUCGAGAUUUCUACGACCUCUGUCCCAUAGCUGAUUUGCAAGCACUUUGGUACUUUGUUAAACAGAACUGUGUCAGUCGUCGUAAUCGUAUAAUACCAAAUUUGGAGAAAUGGAUACCGGGGUGUGGGCCACGUUUAAUUAUCAAUAAUAAACCUUCGGUAACUCUAAAACCGCUGUAUGAUGAUGAAGACGUAGCUUUACUGCCACAAUAUUCGUCCCGCUGCACAACGAUGAGCAAUCGAGACUUUUACCCGCACUUAAAUAUUUACACACAAUUCGGUGAUUUAUCACCUAGUCAGAUGCUAACAUUGUUUACACAGUUCCGCCAGUGGCAUGAAUAUGGUCAAAGUUCCUUCCUUGCAUCACUUGAAAACACCUUAUUAAAGAUGGAAGCAGCUGUUGAAGAAAAUAUUGACAUAGUAGAAGAAGAUGACCUGUCAAGUGAGGAGGUAGUUUUAGAAGGAGAUAAAGAAACUGCACCUAACUCAGACAAAGAAACCAAACAGCGAAAACGUAAUGCUGUAACGUCCACCUGAAAUACAAGUUGAUUUUUAUUUACUUACAUAUGUAUGUAUAUUGUAUAUAUUAUGAAAUGUUAAUAUGGUGUUUUGAAAAGUAAAAAUCAUGUAUACACAUUACUAUUUGGUUCAAUUUUUCGUAUACACAAAUGCAUAAAAAACACAUCUAGUAA